This is a messenger RNA of Thlaspi arvense, 1029 nucleotides long. The record is from the annotation of a GenBank genome assembly. Lineage: Eukaryota; Viridiplantae; Streptophyta; Magnoliopsida; Brassicales; Brassicaceae.
AUGGACGCAGCACAUUGCUAUCUCGAAGGAAACGCCGACGCCGUAGAAUUCUGUCCUCACGAGCCGUAUGCGAACUUGCUUGCAGCUUCUACGUACACACUCCAAGAAGGAGAUCUUCCCUCUCGAUCGGGCUAUGUGUAUCUAUUCGACGUCGGAGAUGUGGAAGAUGUUGGUUUGAACCUUCUCCAGAAAAUUGACACCACAGGGGUAUUCGAUAUCCGGUGGAGCCGCGGCGGCGAUGGAGGCGGAAACGUGGCGCUUGCUCAGACUGAUGCUGAUGGAUGCUUGAGAGUUUACAAGAUAGAUGAGGUUGAAGAAAAAGGUUACUCUCUGAGAGAAGUCGCCGGUGAGAAAAUCAGCUCAUCAAUGUGUCUCUGUUUGGAUUGGAAUCCAUCAUCAACAUCAAUCGUCGUGGGUCUAUCAGAUGGCUCUGCUUCAGUUGUUUCAUUCACUGAUUCUAAUCUAGAAACAGUCCAAGAAUGGAAAGGACACGAUUUUGAGCUUUGGACAGCCUCGUUCGAUCUCAACAAUCCUAGUUUGGUCUACACUGGAUCAGAUGAUUGCAAGUUCAGCUGCUGGGAUAUCAGAGAUAGUCCUGCAGACAAUCGAGUUUUCCAGAAUUCCAAAGUUCAUACAAUGGGUGUUUGCUGUAUUUCGCCGAGUCCAAGUGACCCUUACUCUAUAUUCACUGGCAGUUAUGAUGAAACCUUGAGAGUUUGGGACACGAGAUCUGUUUCGAGACCUGUCAACGAAACAUCGUUGUCUCUAGGUGGAGGAGUGUGGAGGAUCAAACACCAUCCGUCUCUGGGCGGUGUUGUUUUGGCGGCUUGUAUGCAUAACGGUUUUGCUGUAGCGAAGGUUAGUGAUGGGAAAGGUGAAGUGAUGGAGACUUAUAACAAGCAUGAAUCUCUUGCUUAUGGAGCAGAUUGGUACAGAGGGAUACAUCAGAAGCGAAGCAUUGUAGCAACUUGCUCCUUCUAUGAUCGGCUGCUUCGGUUAUGGAUGCCGGAAACUGCGUUUGAGCUCUGA